Molecule: messenger RNA, 2942 nt
Organism: Anguilla anguilla (European eel)
Lineage: Eukaryota; Metazoa; Chordata; Actinopteri; Anguilliformes; Anguillidae
Product: T-cell surface antigen CD2-like
Exons: 5
Coding region: 704-1729 (341 amino acids)
Source: RefSeq, a predicted model, not a curated record
AUAAAGGAGGUCUAUAGACCGUAGGUCUUGCUGUGAGAGGACAGGUUAUAUAAGUCUUCAUAUACACGUAUAAAGGAGGUCUGUAGACCGUAGGUCUUGCUGUGAGAGGACAGGUUAUAUAAGUCUUCAUAUACACGUAUAAAGGAGGUCUGUAGACCGUAGAUCUUGCUGUGAGAGGACAGGUUAUAUAAGUCUUCAUAUACACAUAUAAAGGAGGUCUAUAGACCAUAGGUCUUGCUGUGAGAGGACAGGUUAUAUAAGUCUUCAUAUACACAUAUAAAGGAGGUCUAUAGACCAUAGGUCUUGCUGUGAGAGGACAGGUUAUAUAAGUCUUCAUAUACACAUAUAAAGGAGGUCUAUAGACCGUAGGUCUUGCUGUGAGAGGACAGGUUAUAUAAGUCUUCAUAUGCAUAUAAAGGAGGUCUAUAGACCGUAGGUCUUGCUGUGAGAGGACAGGUUAUAUAAGUCUUCAUAUACACAUAUAAAGGAGGUCUAUAGACUGUAGGUCUUGCUGUGAGAGGACAGGUUAUAUAAGUCUUCAUACACACGUAUAAAGGAGGUCUGUAGACCGUAGGUCUUGCUGUGAGAGGGUAAGCAGGUCUCAGGCCCCUCCCUGCCCCAGGAAGCCGUUUCCGUUGCGUGAGACGCCGCGUUUCUCGUGUUAAAUUCUCUCUUUCUCCCGCCGGUGCAGACCAGCGCCACGAUGAGCUGCACACACUGCAUCUUAAUCCCCUUCACCAUCGCCUUGGCCUCCCUGACACUGGGUGAGAAGAAGAAUUGUGAUUAUUAUCCUCUUGGAGGGUCAGUCAACUUUAAACUGGAAUAUCAAGGCCUGUCAAAAGACGAAAACUUAAUUUGGAGAAAGGAUGAAGAGAUUAUAUUUGAGAGGAAAAGAGGCAAUAUAAAGCCAGGAAAAGAGACAGAUAUCACUCCUGGUGGCGAUUUGAAGCUGAAUAAUCUACAAGCCUCACAUGAUGGAAAAUACCAAGGACAGGUAUUUGACAACCAAGGAAAAUCACAUAAAAACAGUGCAAAAAAAAUCUGUGUCAUUGAAAGAGUGACUAAGCCCACGGUUCAGCUGGACUGUAAGACGACCACUCUGACCUGCAAAGUUGAGCGAAAUCCAACAGAUCUAACCUUCAGCUGGCAGGGGGAUAAAAACAAACUGCCGCAUGAUAGCAGUAAAAUUCAGUUCAAAUCCGGACAGCCCAGGAAGUAUUCCUGUUCAGUAAAGAACCCAGUCAGCAAUGCAACGAGUGAUGAAAUUGAAAUUAACUGUGAAGAUAAAAAAUCUGCAGACAAAGUCACGUUCCUUGGCACCGGCUUCGACUUCUGGUUGGAAAUUUUGAUAUUAGCAGGCGGAGGAAUUCUUCUGGUCAUCCUGGUUGUGGUCGUUGUGGUUUGCGUCUGCAGAAGACGACGACACAGGCUACAACUGCUUCGCGAUGAGGAAGAGUUCCGGUUGACCAAUCUGACUCACAGCCAGCAGCCCCACUCACAUGGCCACCACAGUCACCAGGCUCCGCCCCAAAAGACCCAGGCUCCACCCCAAAUGACCCACGCUGGGCAGUACGGACACCCCCACUCAGAUGCCCAUCCCCCCGCCCUGCCCAAACCUAGGGGUCAGAGCCGGCCAAGGCCCGCACACCCCCCAGGCCCCGCCCACGGCCAAGAGGAUCUGCCCCCAAGACCCAAACCCAGAAAGGGGCCCCGCCCACCACGGUCCUAAAAGUCCAGAACCAUUUAACCCCAUCCCGGCAGAACCUCCUCCACUAACACAUCUACCAUCCCCCACAGAACCUCCUCCACAAACACAUCUACCAACCCCCACAGAACCUCCUCCACAAACACAUCUACCAUCCCCCACAGAACCUCCUCCACAAACACAUCUACCAUCCCCCAAUCCCCCACAGAACCACCUCCACAAACACAUCUACCAUCCCCACAGAACCUCCUCCACAAACACAUCUACCAACCCCCACAGAACCUCCUCCACAAACACAUCUACCAUCCCGGCAGAACCUCCUCCACAAACACACCUACCAUCCCCCAAUCCCCCACAGAACCUCCUCCACAAACACAUCUACUAUCCCGGCAGAACCUCCUCCACAAACACACCUACCAUCCCCCAAUCCCCCACAGAGCCCCCUCCACAAACACAUCUACCAUCCCGGCAGAAACUCCUCCACUAACACACCUACCAUCCCUCAAUCCCCCACAGAACCUCCUCCACUAACACAUCUACCAUCCCCCAAUCCCCCACAGAACCUCCUCCACAAACACACCUACCAUCCCCCAAUCCCCCACAGAACCUAAUCCACUAACACAUCUACCAUCCCGGCAGAACCUCCUCCACAAACACAUCUACCAACCCCCGCAGAACCUCCUCCACAAACACAUCUACCAUCCCCCAAUCCCCCACAGAACCUCCUCCACUAACACAUCUACCAUCCCGGCAGAACCUCCUCCACUAACACAUCUACCAACCCCCACAGAACCUCCUCCACUAACACAUCUACCAACCCGCACAGAACCUCCUCCACAAACACAUCUACCAUCCCCCACAGAACCUCCUCCACAAACACAUCUACCAUCCCCCACAGAACCUCCUCCACUAACACAUCUACCAUCCCGGCAGAACCUCCUCCACUAACACAUCUACCAACCCCCACAGAACCUCCUCCACUAACACAUCUACCAUCCCCGCAGAACCUCCUCCACAAACACAUCUACCAUCCCCCAAUCCCCCACAGAACCUCCUCCACUAACACAUCUACCAUCCCGGCAGAACCUCCUCCACAAAUACAUCUACCAACCCGCACAGAACCUCCUCCACAAACACAUCUACCAUCCCCCAAUCCCCCACAGAACCUCCUCCACUAACACAUCUACCAUCCCCCACAGAACCUCCUCCACAAACACAUCUACCAACCCCCGCAGAA